AUUGCGAUACGUGCCAAUUGAUGCAUCAUAGCGUAUUCAUAUCACGAUAAAAGCUCAUAGACAGAAACACUUUUGACGACAUUUCGAGUGAAGCUGUAUUCGGCGAAUGAGGCUCUAUCAUGGCUGUCAGCAAAACACUGAUCUUGUGUGUAGUGUUGUUUAUCGCUGUUUCUUGCAAGGAGGUCUUACCUGGUUCUGGUAAACGCGCUGGUAAUCAUGGUCAAAAUGCAAAGAAUGUCAUUCUACCGACUCCGGUUCCAUCCGAUUGUCUGAAGUGUAUUUGCAUUGUGGAAUCCGGGUGCAAGAUGCCCAACCCUCUAUGUCGGGUGGACGUCGGAUCUUUGUCAUGUGGUCCUUACCAGCUGAAGCAAGGCUAUUGGAAUGACGCUAGGCUCAAAGGCGGUGACCUCGAUGGGUCUUGGAGAAAGUGCUCUGCUGACUUCGGAUGCAGCGGAGAUGCAGUCCAGGGCUACAUGGCGCGCUACGCUGUCGAGAGGCGCCUUGGUCAUAUCCCUACGUGUGAAGACUUCGCCCGCAUACACAACGGCGGUCCCUAUGGUUUCAAUAAGACAUCAACCCUGAAGUACUGGGCCAGGGUGAAAGAGUGUCUCCAAUAAAGCGAGAAGGACAAUAUAGUCAGGUUGUCCUCCGAUGUAUUUUGUAGAUAUCAUUCCAUUCUUAAUACGCUGACUAAAAUUUUAGAGAACGUUGUUUAUCCCCCUCACUCUAACAACUUUUGUAGAAAAGUUAAGUCCACCCAAGAGAAAUGUUGAUUUGAA
Messenger RNA from Lytechinus variegatus (green sea urchin), 779 nucleotides. RefSeq names its product lysozyme-like. The record is from RefSeq and is a predicted model, not a curated record. Gene Ontology annotation, molecular function: lysozyme activity. The transcript has 3 exons. Lineage: Eukaryota; Metazoa; Echinodermata; Echinoidea; Temnopleuroida; Toxopneustidae. Bases 120 to 617 code for a protein of 165 amino acids.